Octodon degus (degu) is the source of this 1350-nucleotide messenger RNA. RefSeq names its product ribonuclease H2 subunit B (gene Rnaseh2b). NCBI's taxonomy places the organism in Eukaryota, Metazoa, Chordata, Mammalia, Rodentia, Octodontidae. Bases 193 to 1119 code for a protein of 308 amino acids. The record is from RefSeq and is a predicted model, not a curated record. Gene Ontology annotation, cellular component: ribonuclease H2 complex; nucleoplasm. Gene Ontology annotation, biological process: ribonucleotide metabolic process; RNA catabolic process. The transcript is spliced from 11 exons.
CCUGACUCCGCCCACGGCUGCGCCUGGCGCUAAAUUUAAAACCGUUAACCCAAACAGCGCGGGUGCCGGAAACGAAACCGAAUUUAAUCCAAGGGCGCCGCCCAGACCCCGCGCCGCGCCGCCCGGAACCGCCCAGCGCGCGCCAUCUUCCCCAGCGGAGCGCGGCCGAGGAGGAGCAGGAGGAGCCGCAGCAUGGCCGCAGGCGGCGCGGACGGGGAGAGCGCCCGGCAGCUCGUGCUCCUGCUACCAGAAUGUUUAAAAGAUGCUUCAAAGAAGAUGAAAGGUGGUCUAAUGUUUAUCAAAUUGGCUAACCCCUGCUCAGGGGAAGGAGCCAUUUACUUGUUCAGUAUGUGUUUAAAGCAGCUAUUUGAAAUCAAAAUUUUCAAGGAAAAACACCAUUCCUGGUUUAUAAAUGAAUCAGUUCAAUCAGGAGGUCUCCUUCACUUUGCCACACCCAUGGACCCUCUGUUUCUGCUUCUCCACUACCUCAUAAAAGCUGGCAAAGAGGAAAAAUUUCAACCCCUAGAUCAAGUUGUGAUGGAUGACAUAUUUCCAGAUUGCAUUUUGUUACUGAAAGUUCUAGAACUUGAGAAGUUACUUCAUCAUGUGACAGAUGAAAAAGAAAUAGACAACAAGAAAUAUUACAAAUACAGCAAAGAAAAAACAUUAAAGUGGCUGGGAAAAAAGGUUAAUCAGACAGUGGCAGCCUUAAAAGCCAAUCACGUCAGUGUUGGUGCCCGGGUACAGUCAGCUGCAUUUUUCUCUGGUGAUCAGGUUUCCAGUGAUAAAGAAGAGGAUUACAUUCGUUAUGCCCAUGGUUUAAUAUCUGACUACAUCCCUAAAGAAUUAAGUGACAACUUAUCUAAAUACUUGAAGCUUCCAGAAAUUUCAGCUCCAUUGCCAAACCCUCCAUCAAAGAGACUAAAGAUUUCAGAUGAGCCUGUAGAAGCAAAAGAAGACUACACUAAGUUUAACAGUAAAGAUUUGAAGACUGAAAAGCAGAAAAAUACCAAAAUGACUGCAGCUCAGAAGGCUUUGGCUAAAGUUGACAAGACUGGAAUGAAAAGUAUCGAUGCUUUUUUUGGUGUAAAAAAUAAAAAGAAAAUUGAAAAGAUUUGAAACUUUUUUAAAAUAAAAUCUAAUAAACAAAAAGUUUGCUUUUUACAUGUUCUGUUUUUACCCUUUUGUAUGGCUGGGCUUCCUGAUCUUUAAUCACCAUCUUACUUGGGUGGGGUGGGAGAUAGUCUUUAUAUUCCCUUGCACAUUGAUUUGGAUUUGAUUUUUGUGUUUCUGAACAAAAUAUGGGAAAGAGAUUAUACAGUUUCAUUGCUGUGACCUUUAGAGUUUGGC